AUGAAUUCUCAACUCAAGUCUCAUUUUGCGCCCCGCCAUAUUCAGAAUUUGAGCGAUGCAACCACCAUAGAACCUCACUGGGGCUACGUGGAUCGAGCUCUCCCAUGUACCAACGACGCCGGGUCCUGCGCCUACCUUGAUGUUGUCUACAGGUCCCACGAUCUUGGCAUGCUAUACGUUGGUAUUAUGUGGGCAGUUGUCGGCAGCAUCUUGUUAAUAUGGGCCAUUGGCCGACGAGCACUGCCAUCCGUGUCUGAGGAGGAUGUCCUUCGCGCUGCUCUUCUCGAGGAUAGACGUGCGAGCAAGAGCUUUCUCAAUCGCCUCCGUCAAACUGCCUCAUCCGCGAUGAACCGAUAUUUCCUUCCCGACUGCAUCCGUCCCGUCUUCGGUAGGACGACCCGCCUUCAGGUGUUGAUCUUGGCCAUAUUAUCUGGCUAUCUCUUGAUCUUCUCCUUUGUCGGUAUUGUCUACAACACCUGGAUCACCCCCGUUAAGAAGAUGCCAGGCGUCUACAACACGAGAGUUAGUCUCGGUCCCUGGUCUGACCGUAUCGGAACACUUGCCUACGCACUCACGCCCCUGUCAGUCCUCUUCUCCACCCGAGAGUCGAUUCUCUCUCUUCUCACCGGCGUUCCCUACCAAAGCUUCAACUUUCUUCACCGCUGGGUUGGUUACAUCAUCGUCGUUCAGUCCAGUCUGCACACAAUUGGCUGGCUGGUGAUCGAGGUCCGCUUAUACCAACCCCAGCCCACCGUGGCCAACGAAUGGAUAUCCCAGCUCUACAUGAUUUGGGGCUGUAUCGCCUUGUUCCUCCUCAUGGCCCUCUAUGUUCUCAGCUUGCCCCCGGUCAUCCGUCUGACUGGCUACGAGUUCUUCCGCAAGUCGCACUACGUGCUUGCAAUGUUGUACAUUGGCGCUUGCAUCGGUCACUGGAAGAAUCUGGAGUGUUUCAUGGUUCCUGCUAUCGUUAUCUGGUUCUUGGAUCGCAUCUCCCGUGGUGUGAGGACUGCAUUAAUGCAUCACAACUUCAUCGAGGGCGAGGGCAUGGGCUUCUCUGCUGCACAAGCAGCUAUGACAGUAUUCCCUGAUUCCGAGAAUGGUGACGUUGUACGACUCGAUUUCACUCACCCCAACGAUGCCUGGAAGAUUGGCCAGCACUUCUACCUGUGCUUCAGCGAGAGCAGUAUCUGGCAAUCUCACCCCUUUACUCCCCUCAACGCCCCUGUUACUCUGAACGGGAGAACGAAACAUUCCUACAUUUUCCGCGCAAAAGGUGGCGAAACGAAGAAGGUUGCUCAGAUUGCUGCACACAAGCUCGCUGGCAUUCCCGUUGAGAAGGGUACCGCGGCUCCAACUACACCCGUUAUCUUGACUGGACCUUAUGGCGACCCGAUCUUGAGAAAUAUUACCUCAGAUGUCAAUAUUUUGUGCGUCGCUGGUGGUACUGGUAUUACAUACGUUCUUCCCGUUUUGACGAGUCUGAAGAAGCACUCCGGGGCAUCCCGAAAGCUUGAGCUUGUCUGGGUUGUGAAGCACAGAAACGACGUGGCUUGGGUGAAACCCGAGUUGGAUGCCUUGGAAGCUGAGCAAGGCCCAAAGGUCGUAGUUCGCAUCUUUGCAACACGCGACUCCCGCAAUGCGCUAUUUGGCCCUGAACAGCCUGGAGAGCUCUCUGAGUCCGAGUCUGCGUCUGAAAGUGGCAAUUGCUCCGGGGAGAAGCAGCCACAGGUAUCAGGUCGGGUAGUAGAUCGGGUGAAUAUCAAUAACACCUGCCGCCGCCACCCCGAAUUGGCGACAGUUGUCCGAGAGUUUGUUGAUGCCACUGUCUCUGGGCGAACAGCAGUGUUUGCAAGUGGUCCUGGAGGUUUAAUGUCGGACAUGCGUGUGGCCGUAGCCGAGUGCAACUCGGUGGGCAAGGUAUGGAACGGCGAGGAGCGCCACAACGUGUCACUCAUUCAUGACGAGCGUAUGGAGCGAUGA
This is a messenger RNA of Colletotrichum orchidophilum, 1980 nucleotides long. RefSeq names its product ferric reductase like transmembrane component. The transcript has a single exon. NCBI's taxonomy places the organism in Eukaryota, Fungi, Ascomycota, Sordariomycetes, Glomerellales, Glomerellaceae. Gene Ontology annotation, molecular function: ferric-chelate reductase activity. Bases 1 to 1980 code for a protein of 659 amino acids. The record is from RefSeq and is a predicted model, not a curated record. Gene Ontology annotation, cellular component: plasma membrane. Gene Ontology annotation, biological process: iron ion transport; intracellular iron ion homeostasis; copper ion import.